GUUUCUGCGGCUCGCGGCCCGCCCGGGGCUCUCAGGCGGGGGCGCCGGCGGAAGUGGGGGCGCCAGCAGGUGUGGACCUCGUACGUGGCAGGUUCCUCGGUCUUUAGCGAAAGUGCGACUGCGGACGAGCGGCUACGCGCGGGGCUCGGCGGAGGCGCACUGGGGCUCCCGGCGGCGACGACUACGACGACGACGACGACAAGGAGGAGGAGAGCGAACGGAGGCGGCGCCUGAGGCAGCAGCGGAGCCCAUGCCCCGGGACGGCGGGCGGGCCCGGAGAGACGAGUUCGGGGCCCGGGGCAUGUCCCCAGGGCCCCCGUGAGGAGGCGACGGCGGCGAUGGAGAUCCCGCCGCAGGAGGCGCCGCCCGGGCCGGGCGCGGACGCCGAGGCGGACGCCGACGCCGAGGAGGCCCCCGCCGAGGCCGGGUCUCCCAGCCCAGCCUCGCCCCCGGCCGACGGGCGCCUCAAGGCUGCAGCUAAACGCGUCACGUUCCCAUCGGACGAGGAUAUCGUGUCGGGAGCGGUGGAGCCCAAAGACCCCUGGAGACAUGCCCAGAACGUGACUGUGGAUGAGGUGAUCAGCGCCUACCGGCAGGCCUGCCAAAAACUCAACUGCAGACAGAUCCCCAAGCUCCUCAGGCAGCUGCAGGAGUUCACGGACCUUGAGCAACGCAUUGACUGCCUGGACCUGAAAGGGGAGAAGCUCGACUACAAGGCCUGUGAGGCCCUGGAGGAGGUCUUCAAGAGGCUGCAGUUCAGGGUGGUGGACCUGGAGCAGACCAGCCUGGAUGAAGACGGUGCCUCAGCCCUCUUCGACAUGAUCGAGUACUAUGAGUCAGCCACUCACCUCAACAUCUCCUUCAACAAGCACAUCGGCACCCGGGGCUGGCAGGCCGCCGCCCACAUGAUGCGCAAGACAAGCUGCCUGCAGUGCCUGGACGCCCGCAGCACGCCCCUGCUGGACCACUCGGCCCCGUUCGUGGCGCGCGCCCUGCGCAUCCGCAGCAGCCUGGCGGUGCUGCAUCUGGAGAAUGCCAGCCUGUCGGGGCGGCCCCUCGUGCUGCUCGCCACAGCACUGAAGAUGAACGUGAACCUGCGGGAGCUGUACCUGGCCGACAACAAACUCAACGGGCUGCAGGACUCAGCGCACCUGGGCAACCUGCUCAAGUUCAACUGCUCACUGCAGAUCCUGGAUCUUCGCAACAACCACGUGCUGGACUCAGGUCUGGCCUACAUCUGUGAGGGUCUCAAGGAGCAGAGGAAGGGGCUUGCGACCCUGGUGCUGUGGAACAACCAGCUCACGCACACGGGCAUGGCCUUCCUGGGCAUGACACUGCCUCAUACACAGAGCCUGGAGACGCUGAACCUGGGCCACAACCCCAUCGGGAAUGAGGGCGUGCGCAACCUCAAGAACGGGCUGAUCGGCAACCGCAGCGUGGUGCGCCUCGGCCUGGCCUCCACCAAGCUCACGUGCGAGGGCGCGGUGGCGGUGGCAGAGUUCAUCGCCGAGUGCCCCCGCCUCCUGAGACUGGACCUGCGGGAGAACGAGAUCAAGACGGGCGGGCUCAUGGCACUGUCGUUGGCCCUCAAGGUGAACCACUCCCUGCUGCGCAUGGACCUCGACCGUGAGCCCAAGAAGGAGGCGGUGAAGAGCUUCAUCGAGACGCAGAAGGCGCUGCUGACCGAGAUCCAGAACGGCUGCAAGCGCAACUUCUUGCUGGCGCGGGAGCGGGAGUGCAAGGAGAAGGAGCAGCAGCUGCAGCCGUCGACUUCCAUGCCCGAGAUCACCAUCACCGAGCCUCAGCCUCUCGAGGAGCCUGGGGAUGUGCCCACUGCAGGGGCGCAGAAUGGGGCUGCACGUCCCGGGCCAGCCCCAGACUCGGACUCGGACUCUGAGGAGGACUCUGAGGAGGAUGAAAAGGCCGAGAACGUGGAGGAGGAGGACGAGGAGGAUGGGCAGACGGAUGAGGCCAGCAGUGACCAGGCCCCCUGCCCUGCCCUAGUUCCCCCCACGGACUCCCUGAGCCCUGGGGACAGGAACCCCCCAGGCAGGCCUUCCUCACCCACUGAGCAGCGUAUUUCGGUGUCUAGCCCAGGGCGGGGUCACAAAGUGUUUGUGGUGACCCGAGUGGAGAGUCCACCUGAGAGGGCAGAGCCCCCCAUUCUUCCCACCUUUGUCUCCCCAGCCCCACCUUCCCUUCCCUCCCCACCCACCUCACCCAUCCUAUCGCCAGCUCAGCCCCUUGACACGCAGGAUCCAGGGUCACCUGAACCUCAACCUCAGCUGGAGUCACCUCAGUCAGGGCCACUGCUACCCAACGGCCUGAAGCCUGAGUUUGCCCUGGCACUGCCCCCAGAGCCACCCCCGGGGCUGGAGGCCAAGGGGGGCAGUUGCAGCCUGGAGCACGAGCUGCACUGCCCCCAGGAUGACAGGGAGCUGGAGAAGCUGCUUCUGGAGGCUAGUCAGGAGGCCGCACAGGAGACACUGUGACACUUAACUCCUUCGAUGACCCAAGGCCAGAGCCAUGAGAACCUUUUCCCUCCCCCAGCCCUCCAAGGCCCAGGAUGCCAGAGGCAGGGGCGUCCCAGCCGGGCUUGUCACAGCAGCUACAGCGGUGCUGGUGCUGUGGAGUGGACUCAACACUUCUAUUUAUGUGUCUGCAGCCGACACUCAGACUCGGGGCUGGGGGCAUGGGAGGAGGAGGAAAGCUCCAAGGUCACCUGGCACAAGACCCCCCACUCCCCCACCCCCCAUUCUGGAGGGCCCACUGGAGCAGGCCUGCCCUGUUGAAGGCAGAAGUCCAGGGUGGGAGUGGGUGGCCCCCAGCCCCGCACAGAAGUAGGCAGGUGGCUGGGGGUUGGUGAGCGGCAGUGGUGGACAGCACCAGAGGCCCUGAGAGGUUGGCCUGGUGGGCUGGGGCUGGUGCAGCGGGUUAGAGCUUUCUUUUUCGUAAGUGCAAUAAACCUGUCAGGGAGCUGGGGCACGCAGCAGUGGGUUCUGGGGACCCUGCCACCCAGGCCACUUGAGGCUGUGCCCUGGGAGGCACUACAA
This is a messenger RNA of Castor canadensis (American beaver), 3053 nucleotides long. It is a transcript of the gene Ppp1r37, whose product is annotated as protein phosphatase 1 regulatory subunit 37. The record is from RefSeq and is a predicted model, not a curated record. Lineage: Eukaryota; Metazoa; Chordata; Mammalia; Rodentia; Castoridae. Gene Ontology annotation, molecular function: protein binding.